Solea senegalensis (Senegalese sole) is the source of this 8903-nucleotide messenger RNA. RefSeq names its product death inducer-obliterator 1 (gene dido1). Lineage: Eukaryota; Metazoa; Chordata; Actinopteri; Pleuronectiformes; Soleidae. Gene Ontology annotation, biological process: DNA-templated transcription; apoptotic signaling pathway. The record is from RefSeq and is a predicted model, not a curated record. The coding region runs from base 250 to 8409 and encodes 2719 amino acids. Gene Ontology annotation, cellular component: nucleus. The transcript has 17 exons.
CCGUGUUUGCAAACCGUCGGCCAUCUGCCGCAGUCACUUUGCUCCAGCGGGAAUGGAAAAUGGAGGAAUGAUCGAAGAGAGAGCGCAAGGGCAUAUCAUCAGUAUUUCUAGUGUGUAGAUGCUGUAACUUUUAACAAAAUCGAUGUCUAGCAUCGAAAACAAAUUCAGUUUGAAGAAGUGUGUUCUGUGCUUCCUGUCGCUGCUGAACUGCAGACACUCAGUUUGAAAGUAGAGAUUGACUCAUCAGCAAUGGAGAAUGUGAGCCCUGAGCUCUCUCUAGCUCCUGUGCCAGAGCAGAGCCAGGACCAUAUGGAUAGCUGCUCUCAAGGUGUUGGGGAAGGGGAUAGCCAACGGAAGGAACCAUUUCAAACCGAAAUUGAGAAUGCGACUGAAGAGGCACUAGAAGAGUCUGAUAAAUCUUCUAAGGCCAACAGUCCAAUAAAGAAGACGUGGGGUUUCCGUCAGUCAACUGUUGCAAAGAGGGAAAUGCCGGUAGAGGCAGCAACCGGCAGCUCUGAAACCCGCUGUGCUGUACGGCGCAGCGGAAGGCAGGCUAAACGUACGGACAAACUUGAGGAAUUCCUAUUGACUGCCAAAAGAGGGACAAGAAAAAGUGCCCCUCCCAGUCUGGAAAGUGGAGAUCCUCCCUCCCAAACCCCGACUGAUGCAGAGACUGCAUCAGAGGCCAGUUUCGAUGGUAAUGCCGAUACCAAGGCUUCAGAGUCUCCAGAAAGGAGGACAAGAAGUAGCACAAGGAAGCAGACUCUACGGAAGACUCGAAGUGGCAGACGGACUAGGAGCGGUGGUGGGGCAACAGUCAGUGAUCAGGGCAGCUCAGAGAAUGAGGACAGCAGAGAUACUGCCAAGGACGACCAGCCGCAAAAUGAUAAUGAGGAGACGAAAGAGGAAAAGAAUGAUUCCGGCCCUGAGGAUGUAGAGGGAACCAAAACAGAGGAGUCACCUCCCGAGCUGGACUCUGACAAGAAAGAGAUCACAGAGGAGAAAGAUCAACAUGAUGAAGAACAUGAUGACGAACAUGAUAAAGUUGAGAUGGAGAAAACCACUGAUGAGGAGAGUGAAGACAAACCUGCUGCACUGAUGGUGAAACGUGGACCAUUGAGAACUUACGUGAAUAAAAAGAAGGCCGCCAAUAAGAACACUGCUCCUGCCAAAUCUCCUGCUCCUGCCAACAAGGUUAUCAUUCCUGUCAAAAGGGAAGUCAAACCAAAAAUAAUCCAACCUGGGAAGAUCCGCAUGACCCACACACAAGAGGACAAUGAUGAUGAGAAUGACUCUUCCUCUUCAUCUUCGUCUUCAUCAUCUCUGGAUUCUGAUGGAGGAUAUGACCCCAAUGCACUUUACUGCAUCUGUCGACAGAGACAUAACAAAAGGUUUAUGAUCUGCUGUGACCGCUGUGAGGAGUGGUUCCAUGGAGACUGUGUGGGCAUCACUGAGGCCCGCGGGCGCCUGAUGGAGAGAAACGGGGAGGACUACGUCUGCCCCAACUGCACUGCUAAGAAAAACCAGGUGGUCAGGCCUGCAACUUCUCUUCUCUCUACAGAUACAGAGGGGGUGAGGAAAGCUGAUGUUGCUUCUGCUGAGAAAACAAACGAGGGCCUGUCAGCUGUUGGGACUGUGGCCACUCCCCCUUCCUCCAUAAUUAUAGGAAGUGAAGAGAAAGGAUCAGAGGACAUUGGCAUCAAAGGCAGGAUUGAGAAAGCUACUAAUCCAACUGGGAAAAAGAAGAUAAAGAUCUUUCAGCCGCAGGUAAUGCAGCAGACUGCCCCACAAAAAGCAGCGCAGAAGGCCAUGGUGGAGAAGAAGGCAGUGCCCACAGCCGAGCAGAAGGCGCUCCCUGACACGGAGCAUAAAGUGGCAUCAAACGUGGAGGUGAAAACUUCACUAGUAGCAGAGGAACAACAACAACAACAGCAGCAGCAGCAGCAGAAGGCGGAGGAGUCCUCGCUUCCCAAAUGCAUCGGGCCCGGCUGUGAGAGUAACGCCCAGCCUGAUUCUGUGUACUGUGGGAACGACUGUAUCCUGAGACACGCCGCUGCAGCCAUGAAGUUAAUCACUGAUGUCAAAGAGCCCACACAGAAGGAAGAGGCUCAGAAAAGCACACCAAAGAGGAGUGCUUCUGGUCGAAGGAAGAUGCGGAAGGCGAGCCGGGAGGAGUCGGACUCUGAUGAAGACUACAGUCCUGAUCCAGAUGAGGACGAUGAAGAUGAGCAUGCUGAAGAACACCCGCCCUCGCCAACCACUGCAUCCUGGUCCAGUGACCAUAAUUACAUUGCAGUAACACCAGAAAAGACUACAUCCAUAUCACCAACAGUGUUAAACAAAAAGUCCCCUCCUAAAGAAGAGAAGCCGAGUGAGAAGGAACAGAAAGACAAAGAACCUGCUGCAGCUUCUGAAAAAGCCUCCCCAGCACCAGUCACAAGAAACAAGAAAUCCACAGCAAACAAAAAAUCCACACCCACUAAGGCAGCCAAGGUUUCCCCAAAGGGCAGAAGGCACAUUGCUCGAGCUUGCAGCUCUAAAUCCUCCAAGAAACCUGAGUCGCCCCCAAAUAAAACUGCAGCAAAGGGCAAGAAAGCAGCCCCAUCAGCCAGCCAUGCCCCAUCCCCUUACCCCCCAGGUCCCAUCCACGUCACAGGAGCCCUGAGGGUUGUCAAGUCUAAUUUCACCAUUCCUAAGAAGCAGCCUCAACAAAUGGACUCGCAUUCUCACAGUUCAUCCUCCUCAUCAUCUAGAGUCUCGUCAUCUCCAGUUUCUUCAUCCUCCUCCACUCAGGCAUCCUCAUCCUCUAGACCCUCACACCCAGCUGCAUCACCCAUGCCGCCUCCACCCAACAACCAGAUGAGACAGAACAUCCGCCGCUCGCUCACAGACAUCCUGUACAAGAGGGUGAGUGACAGCGAUGAUCUAAAAAUGACUGAGAGUGAAGUGGGAAGGUUGGCUGUUGGAAUUGAGAAAGAGAUGUUCAACCUCUGCCUCAGCACUGACAGCAAGUACAAGAACAAAUACAGGUCCCUCAUGUUCAACCUGAAAGAUCCUAAAAAUAAAGGCCUGUUCUACAGGGUGAUAAGUGGUGAAGUUAGUCCCUUUAGGUUGGUGAGGCUAAGUGCCGAGGAACUGCUGUCCAAGGAAAUCUCUGAGUGGAGGAAACCUGAUGCUCCUGAGGCCCAGUCCCCCAGUACUAGAGCCCAUUCAGGACAAUCCAAACUGGGCAACAGGCAUGACUCCAGCUCUCACAGCAUAGAUUCUGAGGACGCUCCGCCUACGUCAGAUGCAGAUGUAUGUAUCGCUGCCACCACUUCAGCUCGCAUGGCUUCUGCUGCAGACCAAGACGAAUCUGGCUCCACUCCCUCAGGUUCAGCUCAGUCGUCUGCUGUUGAUGGUGCCAACAACAUGCUAGACAUUUUCAGUAGCAUGCUCAAAGACACCACGUCAGAACACAGGGCUCAUCUGUUCGAUCUCAACUGUAAAAUAUGCACAGGUCAGAGGACAGAAGAUGAGCCAGCAACUAAGAAAGCCAAACUGACCAAGAAGCCUGAAACAAGACCUUCAACACAAGAUACAUCCAGGUUGGACAAUGCCUCUCAUGUGGUCCAACCAAAGGACUCCACAGCCUACCAGCAACAAGAACUCUUAGCCUAUCCACACUCCCUCCCUUCAUCAUACCAGUCUAACAUGGAUGUCCCUGAAGUGCAGCAGCAGCUGCUUCACCAGGAGGACCUAAGCAUACUGGUCCCUUCAAAUCCGACCCCUGUCCCUGUUGUCUCCACUGUCUCCUCCGUCAGCAUCACCCGCAGAGACCCUCGCAUGGCCAGGCACAGUUCCAGUGUGACUGUUACCUACACUGCUUCAGAAAAGCCCACCAACACCAUAGCUGAAGCUUUCCCUGCUCCUGUUCCUGCUCCAGUGGAGGUUGUUCCUAAGGCACCGCUGCCCAUGCCCCCAGCCUCACCAUCAUCAACGGCUGUCUUAAAAUCAUCCAAAACCAGUACAUGUGAGCCUCCUCCUGAGGGAGAGACGGCCAUUUUCCUCCAUGGUCAAGAAAGGAUUUGGAAAGGAUUUAUCAACAUGCAUUCGGUGGCUAAGUUUGUGACCAAGGCUUACCUGGUCUCCGGAUCCUUUGAACACCUGAAGGAGGAUCUGCCAGACACCAUUCUCAUAGAAGGACGAAUAUCCCCAAAUACAGUGUGGGACUAUGUCGGGAAGUUGAAAACUUCACUCUCAAAGGAGCUGUGUCUAAUUCGUUUCCACCCAGCUACAGAGGAAGAGGAGGUGGCGUACGUGUCUCUUUUCUCUUACUUCAGCAGCAGGAAACGAUUUGGUGUGGUGGCCAAAAACAACCGCCGCAUCAAAGACCUCUAUCUUAUCCCACUGGGCUCAAAGGAUCCUUUACCCUCCAAACUUCUGCCAUUUGAUGGUCCAGGGCUUGAACCAGCUCGGCCCAACCUCCUCUUGGGGCUAUUGAUCUGCCAGAAGGACAGAAAGCGUAGUGGUGCUUCAUUAGAAACUGAGGAAAAACGUUUCAAGGCUCAAACCAAAGAAGUGGACGACAUUGGUCUUCCAAAGCCCCCUGUCUCAGUCAGAGCAGAAAGAAACACACGGCUCAGUGUGGAAAUCCCUUUGAGCACAACUCCUCCAGGAUCACCUCGAUCCACUUCCUUGGAAGCUUCAAGUGGUAUUGUGACAACCUCUUCGGUCAAGUCCCUCUUGGCUGCUGUUACAGCUCCACCUAUCCUCACUACCGCUGGCAGGGACUCCCCACCUUCAUCUAGCUCAAUUUCUUCCUCCGCACCAGUGGCUAAUCCUCUUCAGACCAUCCUCAACACUCUUUUUAGGAAGAAAACACACAACUCAGAUGCUUCUAACUCUCCAUCUGAUCAGGGUGGGGGACUCUCCAUACCAUCAGCCACAAUGCUAGACCCUAUUGUCAAACAGUAUGCACAGACUUCUAAAGACACACCUGAGGAGGAGGAGGAGGAUGAAGAUGACCGACCAUAUGACCCAGAAGAAGAGUAUGACCCCAGUAGAGGUUACAAUGUCCCCAAGAAGUCUGUUGAGUUACUAAGUAAAGCCGAAUAUCUCAAGCAGCCUGAGGUAGCAGCAAGUGAAGCAGAUGAUGUGGCAUAUGACCCAGAGGAUGAUUCCAUUUUUGAUGAUGUGAAACCUCUUGUCCCAAGUCAAACUAAAACUGCUUUCGAAUGUAAACCUGAUCCACAAAAAAUCCUGGACAGCCUCAAACAGAUUGGGGAUCAGGCACUCCAGAACCAGGGAGAUCAACAUGUUUUAUCCAUAGAGACACCUGGUGCUUCACAGACACUGCCAGACACACUAAUACCCCCACCUACCAAAUCUCUUCUGGCCAAUAGUCAACUACUGCAACUCGGCAAACAGGUGGAGGCACUAGUAAAGUCUUCAACAGUUGCUCCCUUGAUCAACCAAAGGAGAGAUCCUCGCCAGAGUAGGGAUCCUCACCAGACAUCCACCGGCUUGAAACUGACUGAUGAACCUGAGGACAAAGAAGAGAUGCCUGCUCUGUUGAAAGGUUCUGCUCCUCCUUCAGAGCCACAGCUUCCUGAUGUUCCUGACCUCCCAGACUCAUCUCGAGCUGAAGAGACAACACAGCCUCAAAAGGAUGUCAAAGGUGAUAGUUUACCCUUCAUGGAGUCAGACAUGGUGUCUAUUCCUUUAUUAGGCGAGGAGGUGGGACCUGAUAUGGAGGUCAACUACAUGAAUGAGAAAGAAGAAAAAAGUGAGGAAGCUGAGCCAGUUGAGACAGAAAAGGAGUUCGACAAGUUCAGUGUUUGGCCAAAUGCUGCCAGCAUUUUAAAAGCCGCCGAUGAAUCUGAUCAUGAGGAGAAUAGCAGAGACACACCAAUCACAAGCUUUUAUAAAGAGACUGAAACAAACAACACAAUAACUUCAGCAAUCCCAGUACUUACUCAGAGCACAAUAGCUGAGACUCAGCCCCAUCACGUAUCACAUCGCAUUUCAGCUUCUAGCUUCGAUAGCGAGUACAGACCUCCAGCUGACAUUCACCCUCCAGCCACCUUUCCCGCAUCCCAUCCAAUGCAAGGACAAAACUUGAUAAUGAGGCCUCCACCAAUGUCUAUGCCACCACCCAUUGAAGGUCUUCCGCCAAUGUCAGGGCCCCCUCCUAUGCAGGGUCCCCCACUACCCAUCCACGUUCCGCCUUCUGCACGUGCUCCUCCUCCUAUGCAAGGUGACGGAAGUCAGCAAUAUGGUCCACCACCAACUUCAUAUCCUCCCUAUCAGAACCAGUGGCGAGGCGCCCAACCACUGCCGCAGCAGCAGCCUCCUCCUGGACCACCCCCUCAGAAUACCCUGCCUCCCAGAGGACCACCACUACCACCAUUCCCUCCUGUGGCCCAAAGAGGCCCUCCUCAAAUGUUUGAUCCCUCCAUUCCCCAUCAACACAUUAGACAACAAGGCCUCCCUCCUGGACUCCCCCCACCCCCUACUUUUGAUAGACAGAGCACCUUACCCCCACCAAGAUUCACAGGUCCACCACCACCUUUUAAUUUCCCUGCAAGCAGAGGCCCCCCCCCUUCACCUUUCACAGUUCCACCCCCUGGACACUUUGAUAACAGGCUUCCUCCUCCAUCCCACUUUCCUGCACCUAGAGGAGCUCUGCCAUCUCAGUACAGUGACUUCAAGACCCAACCUCCAAUGGCAGAGCAACCUCGAGGUCCUGCAGAGCAGUACAACACAGACACCGUCAACUCCUACAAGCUAAAUAUGGACCAGAAUCCAAAUUCUCACCGCAUGUUUAAAGACAAUCAGGCCCUUCCACCAGGUCCACUAUACCGGGGACCUCCAUCAAGUCAAUAUGAGGAUAGAAGAGGUCCACCUCCCAGUGGGGAAAUGAGCGGACAGCACUUCAAUCAGCAUAACCAGUAUGGGAGCUCCAGACCACUCCCCUCACCACCACACCGUGGAUCUUUCGAUGACCUCAGAGUUCCUCUUCCUCAGGAGAGUAGACCUCUUUCCUCUCAGCCUUUUGGAGGAUCAGAGCACUACCGCUUUGAUAGGCAUUCAGAUGAGCCCAGACCCGUUCGUCACAGUGGGCCACUACUGCCAACUCCUCCAGAUAUUUCCAUAGGCCCUCCAAGUCGCAUAGGAGCCCACAGUCCAGACCUACACAGGGACGACCACUGGCGUCACCACUCUCCUGAAAUGAGGAGGAGAAGCAGCUCAACUCAAGAAGAUUUAGAAACCCGUAUUGGAGAUCACAUUAGUCGCUUUGAUGGAGGCCACAGGGAAGCUAUGGGUCCAUCGCAACCCUCCAAUGAGAGACAGAGGGAGCUGUCUGAGGAUCGCAGGAGAGGAGAGCGGGAGGUCCCCCAUGCUGGCAGGCCAUCAUGGGACAGAGGGCAGGUACAGAGGUGGAGCCGAGAGCGAGAAUGGGACCGAGGCAAAGAAAGGGACCGGAAUCAUGAGCGAAGCCGUGAAAGAGACCGCAGCAGAGGGAGGGAAGGCGACAGACAGAGGGAGAUGGAGGGAGAGCGACCUAGGGAUCAAGAGACAGAUAAGAGGAGAGACCAUGAGAGAGACAGGGCCAGGGCCCUCCGAGAGUCUGACAGAAGGGACUUUAACCGUGAAAGAGUGAAAAACCGUGACAGAGAGCGUGAUCGUGAGCAUGAUCGUGACCGUGAUAGAGAGCGUGACCGAGACAAAGACCGAGACCGGGACAAAGAACGUGACCGUGAGAAAGACCGUGACAAAGAACGUGAUCGGGACCGAGACCGUGAGCCUGAACGUGAUCGGGACCGAGAACGUGAGCCUGAACGUGACCGCGACAGAGACCGUGAGCCUGAACGUGAGCCUGAACGUGACCGUGACAAAGAACGUGACCGGGACAAAGAACGUGACCGUGACAAAGAACGUGACCGUGAUCGUGAUCGUGACCGCGACCGUGAGCCUGAACGUGACCGCGACCGCGAACGUGACCGAGAUCGCGAACGUCGCGAUCGGGAGCGAGAGAGGAAGCGGGACAGAUCCAAAAGUAGGGAACGUUCAAGGGAGCGGGACCGUGACCAUGCGAAAGAUCGGGGUAGGGAUAGAGACCGUGACAAGGAGAGAGAGAGGGACAGAGACCGUGACAAGGACAGAGAUAGGGACAGAGACCGUGACAAGGACAGAGAGAGGGAUAGAGACCGUGACAAGGACAGAGAGAGGGAUAGAGACCGUGACAAGGACAGAGAGAGGGACAGAGACCGUGACAAGGACAGAGAGAGGGACAGAGACCGAGACAAAGACCGAGAGCGUCGGGAAAGAAGCAGAAGUCGGGAAAAAAGAGAGGAGAGAAAGGACAGUAAGCGUGAAGCAGCCAAGGAGAGUGAUAAAACUGACAAUGACAAAAAUGUUUCCUAAUUAUGUUCAGACACUCUUCAAUCUCCCACAAGUCAAAAUCACCUCUGUGUUUUGUUUAAUUUCCUCACUUUUUACUAUAAAGUUUGACCAUGUUUGUAUUAUAUCUGUCCCCCAAAGGUUUCACUUCAUUAUGUUUAAGGAACAAAAAAAAAUCUAAGAUGCUUGUGUAGAACAUGUCACUGAGUCCUUUUACAUACUAUCAAAGCAUUUUUUAUAUAAUACAUCAGAUUAACACACCAUUUGCAUUAUGUAAAUAUGAAUAUAAUGUAUUUGUGUACAUAAUGAUGUUUUUAAUCACACUUUUCUAAGUAGAAAAAAGAUAAAAGCCAUAUAUCUGAGAUGGACAAUGUGAAAGGAAAGGCACCACUGUUGUGUUUACAUGCUGAGCAGCUUUGAGCUAAAAGGUAUUAGUUAUUGUAGAAUAAAGCCCAAUUGAUGUUAUUGAAUGUCCUGAGUUUGUUUCAACUCGAAUAAUUAAACCAGUUUGACAUUGA